Molecule: messenger RNA, 2883 nt
Organism: Pyrenophora tritici-repentis Pt-1C-BFP
Lineage: Eukaryota; Fungi; Ascomycota; Dothideomycetes; Pleosporales; Pleosporaceae
Cellular component (GO): endoplasmic reticulum
Molecular function (GO): lipid binding
Source: RefSeq, a predicted model, not a curated record
AUGAGCGGGGAAUGGGGGUUUGGGACUGUAUUCAAGUUCUUCGUAUGGGGUUAUCUGUUGGGAGGGUUGACGCUCAUACCUGGUGUACUUGUAUUUGCCUGGUUCUGGUGCACCACGCCCGUUGAGCUGGAGAAUCUGGAAGCGACUACUGUCACCAGUGAUGGACAGACACCGGGGCAACGCAGGACGUCGAACGGGUCGGCAGGUGGCAAAAGAGUAGACGACAUACAACUGGGCAUAGGACUAGACGAUGGUAUACUGGAGAAGCUCAAGGGCCGAAAACACGAGCCAGAUGCGUGCGCUGGCUACUUUGCCGUCUGCCGCGAAUAUGUACCCGGUGGUGUCAACGGCAAGCCACCGGAUCGGACGACUCCUGCCGGCGCUGUCGUGGCUGUGGAAAGUCCCAGUGUAUACCAGUCAAUGUACAGGAGCAUCUUCGACCGGAACAAGACUACGAGCCCGUCGAUAGAAGCGUCCAACACAAAGAACAAGAAGGCGCGGAAUGUAUUCUAUGUGGUCCUGCGUCUGGGACACCUAAUGCUCUACGACAACGAGGAUCAGCUCGAAGUCCGCCACGUCAUAUCACUCGCCCAUUACAAGGUCGACCUAUACGGAGGUGGGGACAGCAUACCUGAGGGCGAGUUAUGGAUCAAGAGAAACUGCAUUCGACUGGUGCAGGAAAUGGACGACGAUCCCGCCGCAGACCCGAAGAGCUUCUAUCUCUUUUCCGACAACUGCUCCGAGAAGGAAGAUUUCUAUCACGCAAUGCUACACGCCCAAGAGGGCCAGAAGGACCCUUCUGAUGCAGGCUCGCCAUCCAUCCCACUCAAGUUCGAUACAACAGACUUGGUUAAGCUGGUGCAACAACUGCAUGCCUCAGAAGAGAACUUGCACACGCGAUGGAUCAACGCGCUCAUUGGGAGAGUAUUCCUGGCUUUGUACAAGACGUCGCAAAUCAAGGACUUCAUCGCAGCCAAGAUCAACAAGAAGAUCGCUCGUGUGCCCAAACCCGCCAUUAUCAGCAGUGUGCAACUGCGCAAAGUCGACAUGGGUACCUUGCCGCCAUUUAUCACAAACCCUAAGCUCAAGGAGUUGACGGUCGAUGGUGAUCUCGUUGUUGAGGGAGAUAUUAGCUACAAAGGCAACUUUCGCAUUGAGAUAUCAGCUACUGUGCGUAUCGAUCUCGGAACACGGUUCAAGGCUCGCGAGGUGGUACUCGUUUUGGCUACCGUAUUGAAGAGGCUCGAUGGACACUUCCUCAUUCGAGUAAAGCCGCCGCCCAGCAACAGGCUCUGGAUGACGUUUGAAACGCCUCCCAAGAUGGAGUUCUCGCUCGAGCCGAUUGUGAGUUCCCGACAGAUUACAUAUGGCGUUGUUCUCAGAGCCAUUGAGAAUCGCAUUCGAGAAGUGGUAAAUGAGACACUGGUUCUUCCAAAUUGGGACGACAUGCCAUUCACCGAUACCAUUGCGCAAGUCAUCCGCGGAGGAAUAUGGGAAGACAACGCCAAGGAUGAUGAAGACGCCGACAAGAUCAAACAGGAUGACGCUACACUGGAGACAGCGAUCUCUGAUGCGGAGAAACUUGAUGAGAAGUCCGACGCGGCCAGUGCACACUUUAGCAUUGCUUCUACCUGUGUUGACUCGGAAGAAAUGGGAACUGGCGUGACCUCGUCUGCAGAUGUCAAGCCUUCGUCUGCAUCGACGAGACCACGGACAAUGCGCUCGUCCUCGUCAACAGCUCAAGUGAAGCUUGACUCUGCUAAUGCUUCGGCUGAGAUGGUACAAGACCGCAGCCAAACGCCAACAAGCGUUAGAUCUCUCCCUGGGGCCUCGCCCAUGAGACCAAAGAAUUCACGGCAAGCAACCGAGGCUUCAGACAGCUCAUCAGAUGACGUUUCGGCGGCUAGCAUCUAUGCAGGGAGUACGGCAUCAGCGCCAGCCCCCAACACAGAGAAACUUCAUAACCGAAGCAAAUCAAGGGACCUGUCUGCACAAGAGAUAGCUGCCGCAGCUGCUGCGGCGGCCGGAGCAACCAGUAUGCAGACCAAGAAGCAAACCAUCAACCAAUCCCUCAACUCGGCCACAGCAGCGGCGCGGAACUGGCUCGCCGCAAAGCAAAACAACCGAACCAAUUCCAACAAUAGCAACACCAAUACCAACCGUCCACCGACAUCCGAGGGUCCAAACGGUACAGAAAGCAUGGAAUUGUUCCAACAAGACUCUUCUCUCCGUCCUCCACUCCCAACAACGCCUUCCACAAUCACAAAAUCACACACCGAACCCAUGGGCAGAGGCCAGCCAUUGCCUCCUCCCGGCACACCCUUACCACUGCCCUCGAAUGCCAAACGACAAACGUGGGCCGCUAUUCCCGCUGCAGCAACCACAUUUGCAAACACCCUCACCAAGCGCAAGCCCGCUGGUCUCUCAACGCAAAAAUCAAUUGAGGAUCUCAACUCGCCUACUAGAUCGGCUCUGGGAACAGCGUCGUUGCUUCCUCCCGCCGCACAUUUCCCGGAUCAGGAUGCACGCGCGGGGUUGCAUGAUGAUGAGGGAGAAGAGAUGUGGAGAGAGAUGAGGCGGACUCAGAGUACAGCUGCGGCGGCAGCAGCAUCUGCAGUGGCAGCUAGUGAGUUGUCGACAGUGCCGCCUCCUUUGCCCAAACGGAGACAGAGACAGCCGAGUGUGAAUCAAAGGAGUGGCCACAAUAGGCAGACGAGCCAGAGUUUGCUGCAGAGGGAUGGGGGGCUAGGUGAGGGCUUGCUGGUUGUCGAGGCGCCAGUAGCAGAGGGGAGUGCGCCGUCUAGUCCGGUCAGGGGCGAUGGGCGGACUGGUCAGAGAGCGCCUUUGGGUGAGGAUAAGGCGAAUGAGAGGGGUGUGACUUAG